Messenger RNA from Salpingoeca rosetta, 1479 nucleotides. RefSeq lists its product as uncharacterized. The transcript is spliced from 7 exons. The record is from RefSeq and is a predicted model, not a curated record. The coding region runs from base 1 to 1218 and encodes 405 amino acids. Lineage: Eukaryota; Choanoflagellata; Craspedida; Salpingoecidae.
AUGACUGGCGCUGCGCACGCACAGAACCCCGGGGCAGGGGCGCCCAGCUACGAGCAUGCAAUGCCAAAAGGAAGCACCAUCAGUGGCGCCUUCAGCACCGCCACAAAUCGCCAAGACACUGGCGAUGACAAGCAGCAGAGCACCGACGAUGCCACGGCGAAACCACCCCAGCCUCGGGCGCCAGGGAUGUGGGAUGAACCGGAGCACGUCGACCCGCCAACCCAGUCCUACAACAUUGGCAUCUGCCUGUCCAUUCCUGCAAAGGCCACAAGCAUGUACACCAACGGUGCCAAACAAGCAACCUUCUUCCUGUACGAGCUGCUCAGCUACAGGGAUCGCCACAACGUCGUCCUCAUCAACCUGGACAGCGGCGACCCAGCGGAGGCUGCGCCCGAAUGGCAGCUGGACGGCAUUCAAGUUGUGCGGUUCGAUGACGCGCUGGCCAUGCGUCUUGAUGUUGUCAUUGAGCUUGGCAUGCAACUUGGCCAAGGCCAGGUCGACCGGCUUCAGCUCGCCGGCACUAAGGUGGCAGCGUAUCGGUCUGGAAACAACUUCAUCAUGACGAUGGAAAACAUGAUUUACAACCGCAGCGUCUCGACCAUGUUCUCCACCGUUGGGUACGACGUUCUCUGGACUCUUCCCUCCUUCAACAGGUCCAAUGCGUUUUUGAACCUGAUCUAUCAGAGCGACGUGAAGGUGGCGCCAUAUCUGUGGAGCCCUCGCUUCUUCAGCUUCGUGACAGACCAACUGCCCGAGCGAAAGUUCUAUGAGCCCACGGGCGAGCCGAAACGCAUUGCCAUCUUUGAACCCAACCUGAACGUGGUCAAGACAGCAACCAUGCCCAUGGUCAUCGCAGAGCUUCUCUUCAGGUGGGGUGCAAGCGCAUUGCAAUUCAUGCCCUCUUACAUCUCUGUUGACACCGUCACCAUCACCAUCAACAUCAACAUCACCUCGCCACACGACUGCUGCCAGGAUUGUGGGUACUACUACGAAGGGGACGACGGGUACAUGGGCCGCGAUAAGCUGAGGGAAGCCAUCCUCACCCACGACAGCAACCUCGACGCAUACAACGCAAAGGCGCGGGAGUGUGUGUGGCGGUACACCCCCGUCAACCCGGACAACAUCUACGAGUGGGACCGGCUGCUGGACGAGCUUGUGACGUCGCCGCGCACCCCAGAGCAACAAGAGCGCCUUGCACGCAGCCCACACCGCACCUGAGCACCACGCUCCAGGGUUACGCGUGCUGCCUGCCUGUUGUACAUAUCGCCUCUCUUCGUUGGGGUUACAGCAAUGAAAGCAUUCUAGGCAGUUGGGGAGGUCGUAUUGGGGUCCCUCCAACACCAACAACAACAACAACAACAUACACACACACACAAACUUGAAAUGCGGUUGUUUUGGGCAUUUUAUUUUUUGGAGGAUCAAUCCCCUUUGCAGGCGCAGGGGAAAUUCAUUGAUGCACACGAAAGAAGAGAGGACACG